Molecule: messenger RNA, 1652 nt
Organism: Leguminivora glycinivorella
Lineage: Eukaryota; Metazoa; Arthropoda; Insecta; Lepidoptera; Tortricidae
Gene: ninaB
Product: carotenoid isomerooxygenase
Exons: 15
Coding region: 66-1595 (509 amino acids)
Biological process (GO): retinal metabolic process; carotene catabolic process
Molecular function (GO): carotenoid dioxygenase activity; beta-carotene 15,15'-dioxygenase activity
Source: RefSeq, a predicted model, not a curated record
UCGCAUUACUUACGAGUGCUAAUGAACCCGCAAUUGUAAAUCAAAUCGUAGUAGAGUGAACCGCGAUGGCUGCGUGUGAGCAGAAACUGUACCCCAACUGCGACCCGACUGUGUGGCUCCGAUCCUGUGAGGAGGAGGUCACAGAACCAUUGGAAGGACACAUUACAGGUGAAAUCCCAACAUGGGUACGCGGUACCCUGCUGCGGAACGGGCCGGGCUCACUCCAAGUUGGCUCCGAGCGGUUCGAUCACCUGUUCGACAGCUCUGCCCUGCUGCACAGGUUUGCCAUUCACGACGGGAGCGCCACAUACCAGUGCCGUUUCCUGCAGUCCAACACAUACAAGCGCAACCAGGCGGCGCGGCGCAUCGUGGUCACGGAGUUCGGGACCAGUGCGGCCCCAGAUCCGUGCCACACUAUAUUUGACAGAGUUUCGGCACUUUUUAACCCGGGAGAGUCAAUGUCGGACAACGCCAUGAUAUCCGUGUACCCGUUCGGUGACGAGAUGUAUGCCUUCACAGAGGGACCGGUCAUUCAUAGGGUGGACCCAGUGACCUUGGACACGCUGGGACGGAGGAACCUGACACAGAGCCUGGCGCUAGUCAACCACACCUCGCAUCCCCACGUCAUGCCUAAUGGAGACGUGUAUAACGUGGGCAUGUCUCUCAUAAAAGGGCGCUUGCAGCAUGUCGUGGUCAAAUUUCCCUUCACGGAAAAAGGGGAUAUGUUCGAGCGAGCUCGCGUCGUAGGCAGCAUGAAACCACGGUGGCCACUACACCCGGCGUAUAUGCAUACUUUUGGUAUAACGGAGAACUACUUCGUGAUAGUCGAGCAGCCGCUGUCGGUGUCGCUGGUGGGCGUGGUGCGGAACCAGCUCUCCAACAAACCUCUCGCCAAGAGCUUGCACUGGUACCCGGAACACAAGACACACAUCGUUCUAAUAAGUCGGAAAACUGGGAAAGAAGUGACGCGAUACCGGACCGACACCUUGUUUUACCUCCACAUCAUCAACUCGUUUGAGCAGGACGGCAGGCUUAUCGUCGAUAUCUGUGCGUAUAAUGACGCUAAGGUGAUAGAUGCUAUGUACAUCCAGGCCAUUGAAUCGAUGCAAAGCAACGCAGACUACGCGGAGUGGUUCCGCGGGCGGCCCAAGCGGCUCGAGAUCCCACUUGACGCCCCCCGUCUCACGCGUGUGGCGCCUCGCCUACUGGCCGACCUCGGCUGCGAGACGCCCAGGAUACACUACGACCUGUACAAUGGAAAACCAUAUCGUUUCUUCUACGCGAUUAGUUCAGAUGUCGACGUGGAAAACCCAGGACUGAUCAUCAAAGUGGACACGGCGACGGGUGAGACGCGGACGUGGUGCGACGUGGACUGCUACCCCAGCGAGCCCAUCUUCGUUCCGAGACCGGGCGCUAAGGCCGAAGAUGAGGGCGUGUUGCUGAGCGCAGUGGUGCACGGAGCGGGCGACGCGCGCGCCGUGGCGCUGCUGGUGCUGGAGGCGGCGACCCUGCGCGAGCUCGCGCGCGUCUGCUUCCGCACGCCCUCGCCCGCGCCCAAGUGUCUGCACGGCUGGUUUCUGCCCGAGCGGGUGUAGUGGUGGAACAUAGCAUGGCGUGUGAGCUGCUUCAAUUGUUGGCUGAGCGUCGUCUUG